Molecule: messenger RNA, 1464 nt
Organism: Diorhabda sublineata
Lineage: Eukaryota; Metazoa; Arthropoda; Insecta; Coleoptera; Chrysomelidae
Product: myosin-9
Exons: 7
Coding region: 124-1008 (294 amino acids)
Biological process (GO): neuron projection development; regulation of microtubule polymerization or depolymerization; microtubule depolymerization
Cellular component (GO): cytoplasm; neuron projection
Molecular function (GO): tubulin binding
Source: RefSeq, a predicted model, not a curated record
UAUCAACGGGAAAAGCGGUCAGGUUUCACCGGAAGUAGCGAAAUUCUCGUCAAAUCGAACAAAAUCUUCAGCAAGGAGAAAUAACAGUGGUUGUGAACGCGUUACCAAGAAAAUUUAUUCAAGAUGCUGCUGGGUUUAGUAAGGGAAUCUGUUAUGCAAUGCUUCUGUCACACAUGUCGGGCCCCAUUACCUGCUGCCGUACAUAGAUCACAGAUGCCUAUCACCAAAGUAAAAACGAAGUCAAAGAGUUUCAUACAAGACCAGCCAAAGCGAGUGCAGUUUAUCACUACUGAAGUACGUUGCCAAGAAAAAACAAAAGGUGGCCUUCGCUAUGAAGUGAUUCUGGCAGAACCAGACGUUAAAGUGCCACCACCAAAGUUAUCUCUCUCGCCGAAAGGUAGCAUGUCCGUCCAGGAUAUCGAGGAUAAGUUGAAGGCUGCUGAAGAACGUAGGCAGCAAUUGGAAUCUAAUAAAAUGGCUGCUUGGUCCUCAAAAAUCAUGAAAAUUGAAGAGGCCAGUCGCAAAAAGAACGAAAAGACUUCUCAAUUCAUAUCUGCUACUCGUGACGCUUUAGAACAAAAAAUGGGCAAUUACGAAGAAAAAAGAGAAGCGUAUAUUACCGAUUUAAGGUCUAAAUUGAAGGAUCAUAUCGAAAGCGUUGAAAAAACCAGAUUGUCUCUUGAACAACAAACGGAAGAAGUUAGAAUAGCUAUCGAAGAUAAACUGAAAACUGCUUCUCAACAACGCGACGACAACAUUAAGAAGAUGCUGGACCGUCUAAAAGAACAUGAAGAACAAAUAUCUAAGGUGAGAGAACAAAACAACAUUAAAUUACAACAGUUGGAUGUUGCAAUUCAAGAAAAAUUAAUACAGGCCCAAACUCGAAAAGAACAACUCGAACAGGAACAGAAGGAGAAGCUGAGAAGUUACGAAAAACGAGCCGAGACCGUUCGUCAGAACAAAGCCAAUCUCAUCGCGGAAGGCAAACUGAUUCCAUCUUCUGGUUAAAUAUAUUGACCAGCAAAUGGAAAACACUCAAUUAUCAAACUAUUACUACUUCAUUGGAAGCUCAUUCUUCUCUAAUAUCAUUUAAUAUAACUAAUAUAGGUGCUGGUUAUAUGGCGCGUGCGUUUUAUAUACACCCUUAAUAAAAUUCGCUUGUGCCAUAGUUCGGUGAAUGUUUUUUAUAGAAAAGCCCUGUAGAUUUUUUUUUCAAUUUCGGCUACUAAUUUCUUGGCGGGAAUAGAAUUUUGAACGUCAAACGCCUCAAGGGCUUGCUCAUAAUUUUAUAGUUAUUAGGGGUGGAUAUAAAUGAUCAUUCGCAACAUAACUAUUUUUCACACAUUGUCAAAAGUAUGGCUUCGUACUGAUAUUAAUGUUUUUUUUGUUUUUAACAUAUAUUUUCAUUUACUUAUUAACCAUAUUUAUAUAUUGUACUGAAUUAAGUAAAAUGUUUUUAUUUUA